Messenger RNA from Xenopus laevis (African clawed frog), 2071 nucleotides. RefSeq names its product WW domain binding protein 4 L homeolog (gene wbp4.L). Gene Ontology annotation, cellular component: precatalytic spliceosome; nucleus. NCBI's taxonomy places the organism in Eukaryota, Metazoa, Chordata, Amphibia, Anura, Pipidae. Gene Ontology annotation, molecular function: zinc ion binding; RNA binding; nucleic acid binding. Gene Ontology annotation, biological process: RNA splicing; mRNA splicing, via spliceosome. The record is from RefSeq and is marked provisional.
GAGCAUGCAAUGGCCGCAUUGUAGAGAUUCUGCUGUGAUGGAAAGGGUAGUAGUUUAGCUGCACUAAGCUGACAUGGCUGACUACUGGAAAUCCCAGCCAAAGAAGUUCUGCACAUACUGCAAGUGUUGGAUUGCAGACAACAAGCCUAGUAUUGAGUUUCACGAGAGAGGAAAAAACCACAAAGAGAAUGUCACCAAGAAAAUCAGUGAGAUUAAAAAGAAAAGCAUGGACAAGGCAAAAGAGGAUGAGAAGAAAUCCAAAGAAUUUGCUGCCAUGGAGGAAGCUGCCCUAAAAGCUUAUGAAGAAGAUCUUAAGAGACUUCAAGGCGAAGUUCCAGUUCCUGUAGGUCCAACAAUCCAACAAAACAAAGCCCGGAAUGAGAACAAGUGGAAGGAGAUUGAAGCAAUAGAAAAAGUGCAUGCUAAAAGGCAGUGGAAGAAAGACAUUUCUCAAGAAGGAUACCCUUAUUACUAUAAUACUUUGACUGGAGAAUCUCAAUGGGAGGAACCAGAGGGAUUUCAAGAUAAAUCAGAAGAGUCCAACAAGGGUGGAUCUGGUUCUGUUUGGGUAGAAGGUCUCUCUGAGGAAGGCUUUACAUACUACUACAACACCAAAACAGGAGAAUCUAGCUGGGAAAAACCAGAGAACUUUGUUUCAAACUUACCAGCUGAGAAUGCUGAGAAAGAGGCUACAAACACAGAGAAUAAGUCUGAAGAAGCAAAAGAGGUCACAGAUACACAAUCAACUACAGGAUCUCCAGCAGAGGAAAAGCCUGAAGCUGCUGUUAUCCAAACAUCAAAAAUAAAUUUUAGUGACAAAAAGGAAACACAAUCUGAGAUUGAAGAAGAGGCUGAUGAAGAGGAAUCAAAACAAGAAUCAAACCAAGAUGUUGUUGAAGAGCAACCCACACCAAAACCUCCAAAAAAAGUGCACAGAAAACCAAAUCCUUAUAGUGUCUGGGAGGCAAUAAAAGAGGAGGAGGAUCCUUAUGAAAACGUGGAUUUAGAGCUUCCAAAUGUGGAGUAUCACAUUCCGGCAGUCCCUAUACCAGAACUACAGCAGGAGCCAAAAAUGAAGUUCAAAGAGAAAUCAAUCACUUCCCUUGAAGGCUCAGUUGGAGGGGACUCUUUCUUCAAGAAAAGGAAGCUGGAAAAUCGCAAAUCCCGAAACAUACGUCGGAGAGCAAAUGAUCAGUAAAGGACCUUGGCCCAAUUUAAAUAUAAUACAUUUUUAACCAGAUUUUGCAAGCAGAUUGUUUUCUAGGAAAGCUUUGCUUGGUUUGACAUAAUAAAUGUUUUAGUUUUCUUCAGAUGUGGAUUUUGAUGCUGUAAAUAUACAAUGGGCAACCACAGAACUAGUGAGCUGAUUCUUUUCUGUAAAGCACAAAAUUAUGCUGAAUUAAAGAAAUGAAUUAGGGCAUGAAAUGUGGUACAGCAUCUUUUAAGCAUAAGGCCCAAUGCUCCUAAAAGCUGUGAGGCAACUCCUCCUUGGGGUAUUUGAUGAAUAGUGUGUAAUAAUGCAGCAAAAGCCGGGUAAAUUAUGGGUGAAUGGUUUUUAUUUACCAUCCUGAAUAUUCCAGGCACCAAUGCCAGCAGAAGUCUGUCACAAACAUUGCACCACUUUCUUAAAAGCUGAAAAACCAGCCAAAAAUAGUUUUUGUAGUUAUUUUUUUCUGAUGUCAACUGUGAAAAAUUGUUAAUAUUUGAUUUUUAAAAAUUAAGUUCUGCAGAAAUGUAUGAAAAAAUGUAAAAUAGAUAUUAAUCUCAGGGCUGGAACCAGAGGUAGACAGCAGAGACCUGUGCCUCGGGAUUAAUUGGAAGGGGGAGCGAACAGCGGAGGGGCUUGGCCUUACAGGGCCGGUGAAGUGGUUGUAUGUGGACCACCCACCAAAGGAUCUGAAUGUGAGCAAGUGGGUGGUGGGGAGGAGCAGCAGACAUUGUCCUGGGUCAAGCAGUAUUGCCUUUGGGCACCAAUACCACUACAGCUCUGAAAAAUCUGAGUUUGUUAUGUAUAGUGUGGGUGUGAACAUUAAUUAAACUGCAGGUUGGUAACCUGCAAAUGAAUGCUGAA